Molecule: messenger RNA, 1735 nt
Organism: Ctenopharyngodon idella (grass carp)
Lineage: Eukaryota; Metazoa; Chordata; Actinopteri; Cypriniformes; Xenocyprididae
Gene: pax10
Product: paired box 10
Exons: 8
Coding region: 224-1051 (275 amino acids)
Biological process (GO): regulation of transcription by RNA polymerase II; anatomical structure development
Molecular function (GO): RNA polymerase II cis-regulatory region sequence-specific DNA binding; DNA-binding transcription factor activity, RNA polymerase II-specific
Source: RefSeq, a predicted model, not a curated record
CUCUCUUCUCUCUCUCUCUUGAUCACAGUCUAACAUUAACAAAGCGAGAGAGCAGAGAGAAGGAGAGAGGGAUGAACAGAAAGUGAUAGAGACACUGAGCAAGUGUGGACCACUUUUACAAUUCAUUCAUCUACCAGUUUUACUUCUUUCGUCCUUCAUUCAGGGUUGGAGUGGUCUGGAUGAUAGAAGGAGAGGGUCAGUGUUUUCUCACAGGUGACAUUUAAUGUAUGAGAAUCUGACCAUGCUGAACUUACAAAACGGCUCCAACUGGACUGGCCCAAAUAACUGGUACCACCCGGCUGACACCAUCACCCCUCAACACGGAACAGAUGGUUGUGUGGAAGAUCUGAAUGUGCAGAUGGCCGGAGCAGGGGAAGGAGUGGUGCAGGGAGAGAGGGAUGAGGUGGACGAGUCGCAGCUACACCUGCAGCUAAAGAGGAAGCUGCAGAGGAACCGCACCAGCUUCACCCAGGAGCAGAUCGAUGCCCUGGAGAAAGAGUUUGAAAGGACUCAUUACCCAGAUGUCUUUGCUAGAGAGAGACUGGCCGCAAAGAUUGAUCUUCCAGAGGCUAGAAUUCAGGUAUGGUUCUCCAAUCGGAGAGCUAAGUGGAGAAGGGAGGAAAAGCUGAGAAACCAAAGGAGAUCAGGAGGCACCAGUUCCUGUUCUCAGACACAUACUCCCUUGAGCACAUCCUUUAACUCCCCUGUAUAUCACUCCCAUCAUAGCAACAGCUCAGGCUCAAUGCACAGUCGGAGUGAUUCGUCUCUCUCAGCCUAUAGCUCUCUGUCUGUCUUCUCCAGUAUGCAGUCUUUGCCCUCCCAGUCAACUCCAACUUACUCUUGCAUGUUACCUCCUUCUCCUUCUGCCCUUCCCCCUCUUUCUCGCAAAUUUGACUCAUCCUACACCUCUCCCCACCUUCCGCCCCCACCCACGGCGAGCACAAACACAGGAUUCUUUCCCGGUGUUUCCGCAGCAGGGCAGACUGCAGUUCAAGGCGGCGAUCAGGAGCUGGGACAAGGUCUGAGUCAGUACUGGACAAGACUGCAGUAAACAACUCUUACAACCUUAUCAUUAUCAGACAAAACCAGCAGAGCUUCAAUCAGCAACUUUGAGCAAAAUAUUCAACAACAAAAAACCCUACUUAUUUAGAUGAUUUACACAUCAGGGAAGCAGACUAUGUAAGCCAUAAUCCUGUAUAAAAAAAGAAAAAAAAAGAAAAGAUGUGGACCUCACAGACCUGCACAGGUGGAAGAGAAAAUGGACUCCAGCAUUUUUGACCUGCACCUUUAUAGGCCUAGUCAGCACCAUGCCAGACAUUAACACAAUGCCAUUCUCAGAUAUUGGUGGUAAAACAGUACACAUCUAAAAAUGCCUCAUGUUUAUGCAACAAAAAUGUAUUGUUUAAUUGAUGUGCCAAUUACAAUCAGUAUGACAGAACAUGUGACCAAAAUGAGGAUGUUUUAAAACUGCAUUUGUAGUUAUACACUGCUGUUUAAAAGUUUGGGGUUGGUAAGAUUUUUUUAUUUAUUUAAUUUAUUUAUUAAGUCUGUUUUGCUCACCAAGGCUGCAUUUCUUUGAUCACAAAUACAGUAAAAACUGAAGUUUUGUGAAAUAUUAUUACAAUUUAAAAUGUUUUCUAUUUAAAGGAUUAGUUCACUUUCAAAUGAAAAUUACCCCAAGCUUUACUCACCCUCAAGCCAUCCGUGUUUAUGACUUUCUUCUUUAUGAUGAACA